Prunus armeniaca (apricot) is the source of this 288-nucleotide messenger RNA. NCBI's taxonomy places the organism in Eukaryota, Viridiplantae, Streptophyta, Magnoliopsida, Rosales, Rosaceae. The record is from the annotation of a GenBank genome assembly.
AUGGCUGGGCCAUCAGUAGAGUCUGGGUCAGAGGCAUAUAGGGAGAUGCAGAAGAAGUAUAAAGUGUUAGAAGCCAGUGUUGAUCGGGUUCUAGCUUUGGCACAUACACCGGAGGUGGGCUCGAGCAAUCAGACAUCACCAUCAGAGUCUGUGGGUAUAGCCGUGGCUUCAGCUUCAGAGGGGGUGGACAUCCGGGUUGGUGUCCCGUUGGGAAACGAAAUACACUUACAGAAGCAAAGUUGGUUGAGCUUCGGACAGAUUAUAGUGUGCCACCCUAUGUGGGCCUGA